AGGUGCUGAGUUCUAAGUGGGGACUUCUUUGGUUUAAGAAAGAUGCACACAUGUUUCUGCCAUCUUUCCACCAAAAUGAUGCACAUGGAGGUUCUGGCUGAUGCUCUCAAGAGCAUCAACAAUGACAAAAAGAGAAGCAGAUGCCAGGUUCUUAUCAGGCUAUGCUCUAGAGUCAUCAUCCAGUUUCUAACUGUGAUGCUGAAGCAUGGUUACAUUGGUGAGCUUGAAAUCAUCAGUGCUCACAGAGCUGGCAAAAUUGUUGUGAACAUCAUAGGUAGGUUAGACAAGUGUAAGGGGACCAGCCCCAGAUUUGAGGAGCAACUCAAAGAUCUAGAAAAAUGGCAGAAUAACCUGUUCCCGCUCCAUCAGUGUGGUUUCAUUGUACUGAUAGCCCCAGCUGGCAUCAUGAAAUGUGAGGAAGCAAGACAAAAAAACACAGGAGGGAAAAUCCUGAGAUUCUUUUUCUAG
Bubalus bubalis (water buffalo) is the source of this 468-nucleotide messenger RNA. RefSeq names its product 40S ribosomal protein S15a-like. Bases 43 to 468 code for a protein of 141 amino acids. NCBI's taxonomy places the organism in Eukaryota, Metazoa, Chordata, Mammalia, Artiodactyla, Bovidae. Gene Ontology annotation, biological process: translation. Gene Ontology annotation, cellular component: cytosolic small ribosomal subunit; ribosome. The record is from RefSeq and is a predicted model, not a curated record. The transcript has a single exon. Gene Ontology annotation, molecular function: structural constituent of ribosome.